AUGGCGCGCUGGUUUUGGUGGUGCGUAGCGCUGUACGCGGCCACGCAUGCCGUGUGUGGUGCGGGGGAUGUAAAGGUGACGGAAAAGGUACGCGAUAUAGCGCCGCGCAUCGCCGUGCCGCCCGUGCCGAUUUUGCCCCCCCCACUCUCGUGCGUCUCGCCGUGGGCGACCGAAGCGCGCGCCGAGAACCGUGCGCUUGUGCCUGGCGGCCAGCUUGGCGCAGCGCUUGUACAAGACCUACUGGUGUGCGAACUGCCCGUGACCACACCGUGGACUGAAGGCAUGCACGUAGUGCGGACCAAGGACGGCCAAAAACGCGUAUAUGCACUGCUCGGCGCCGUCGUCGUCCCCGAGCAGGCAAAAAUUGGGCCGGAGCAGUCGCGUAUUGCGGGGGCGGUCGAGACACUACCGCAGGAUGCACAGCCCGCGGAUCAAGCGCACGAUACGCUACUGAGCUUUGCGGAGUGGAAGGAAAUCCAGCUGCAAAACGAGCGGCAGCGUUCGAAAUCCAAGCAGCGCGACAAGGCGCGCGAUCGCAGCACUCGCAGCGAUGCCGUGCCGGUGUCUGCAUCGACAGCAGCGACGACGAUUACUGCCAGUGCCACAGCUUCCACGACAAUGCCGCAAAAAAAAGAGCCGAGCGCGCAGCCGUCCGCGCCGUUUGCGCCGAGUGUAGCGCAUGCGGUCGAAGAAGUGCAGGCGCAACUUGCAGAAGCUCCGCCCGCCGCGCCCGUGCUUGCCGAAGAGAAUACGAGCGAGACGCUGGCCAAGCUCAAGCACCGCUGGAACUAUGCGUCUCUCGACUGCGCCGCCGUUGUCCACCAAGCGAAUCCGUCGGCCAAGUUUGCCUCGACGAUCUUGAGCGAAAAAAAAGACAGGUACAUGCUUUCUCCAUGCGGACCCGACCAGUUUGUCAUUGUCGAGUUGUGCCAGCACAUCCGCAUCGACACCAUCGUCCUUGCCAACUUGGAGUUUUUCAGCAGCAUCUUCAAAAUAUUUUCCGUGCGCGCAUCCACGAGUUUACACGCCCCAGACGCCGAAUGGCGCUCACUUGGCCUGUUUCGUGCGCGGAAUGUGCGCGGGCCGCAGGUGUUUACGCUCGAUAAGGUAUCCCCGAGCUACUACCGCUACCUGCGCAUCGAUUUCCUCGAGCACUAUGGCUCCGAGUACUACUGCCCGGUCAGCCUGCUGCGCGUGUAUGGGCGCAAUGAGCGCGAGGAUGCGGACGAUGAGGAUGCAGACGAGCAGGCCGACGAGGAAGAGGUGGACGUGGAAAGUGAGCUGCAUGUGCUGCCACAGCAGCCAAGCGGAAUGGACAUUGCGUUUGUGCGCGGCCGCAUGCUGGUAUGUCCGCCUGGCAUUAGCACCGUGUGGCCGUGCGAGUGUGCGUGGGAAGGUGCGCUGGAUGUUGCGCCUGUGCGCACGCCGCCGACGUCCACCGACUCCGUUCCGCCGCCCAAGCCCACGAAAACGCCUGUGAAGGGCGAAAAGACGCUGUUGCACAGCGCGAGUUUGACGCCUUUGGCCAACACAACCCUGUCCGACAUCCAGACUCAAGCGGCGAACCGCACAAGUACGACCAUCCCUGCAAGCCCUCGCGUCACGACCAAGUCUGCCGAGCCCAAAGCGCAGGAAAAAGGCGGCGGGGAGUCGAUUUACCGGACCAUCACCAAACGCCUCUCUGCCCUCGAGGCCAAUACCAGCUUAAGCAUGGAGUAUCUACAGCUCAGCAGCCAAGUGCUGCGCGACAAACUUACGCUCCUGGAGCAGUCGCAGGAAUCGAGGGUCGCACAGCUCCUCACGCUGCUCAACGAGAGCAACUACAGGCAGCUCGAGACGUUCCAGAAAGAGCAGCGCGCCUCGCUGCACCACACGCACCUCAACUACGAAAUGCACCAACAGCGCGCGGAUUUUGAGCGCCGCGCGCUCAUGACGCGGAUCCAGCAGCUCAGCGACGCGUUGCAGUACGAGCGGCGCUGGGGCUUUGCCCAGCUUCUUCUUUUGCUCACGACUUUGUUGAUUUUCGCAUUUACACGUACUUCUGCGCUUUCUACUGCCUCGGGGCAUCGCGCGCGUGCAGACUGGGCACCACCGCGUUUUGCGGCGCACCCAUCAAGCCCUGUGCAUGCCACCUCGCCGUUCGAAGACGAUGUGCCCACCGUCGAGACGGAGCAUAUACAAACGGCUGCGCGCAACGACGCACGCUCUAUGCCUCUUUCCCGCGACCUCACCAAUAUCCACCGGCCCAUUCCGCUCCGCACUCGGCGCGCAAGUGCGUUUACCACACCUUCGCCCGCACGCGCCAAGCGAAUGUAUCGCACGCGCCCACGGAUCGCGCCACAGACCAUGCCGCGCCUCGCCGCGCCGGCGCCUACGCCGCAAUUUUUGGCGCCCGAUACCCACCCCGCGCAUUCGCGCUCCUCAUCUUUUGCUGCGUCUUCCGAAUGGAGCGAGGGCGGGGACUAUGAGUUGUGA
This is a messenger RNA of Malassezia vespertilionis, 2475 nucleotides long. RefSeq lists its product as uncharacterized. Gene Ontology annotation, cellular component: cytoplasm; membrane. The record is from RefSeq and is a predicted model, not a curated record. NCBI's taxonomy places the organism in Eukaryota, Fungi, Basidiomycota, Malasseziomycetes, Malasseziales, Malasseziaceae. Gene Ontology annotation, biological process: protein folding in endoplasmic reticulum. The transcript has a single exon. The coding region runs from base 1 to 2475 and encodes 824 amino acids.